AAGUCGCAACGUUGUUUACUCACGAAAGCAAAAUGAAGCCUUUUCCAUGGCUUCUGUUCUGUCUUUGAAACCUCUGUAAUUUGUCGUUCUCUUUUCUAACAACUCGCAAAACCUUUUCAUCCAAUUCUCAAAACCCUCUUUCCCUCACACAAAUCCAAGCAAAACCCAAUUUUUUUCUCGGGAAAACUCGCAAGAAAAUCACUUACUUUCCCUGAAAAAAAGCUUCCUCAUACCCCAAUGGGAAAGGGAUUGCUUGACCUUGAAAAGCACUUUGCUUUCUAUGGUGCUUAUCAUAGCAACCGAAUAAACAUAGCCAUCCAUAUGGUGUUUGUUUGGCCAAUCUUUUUCACAGCCCUUCUUAUGCUUUAUUUCACGCCCUCUCUGUUCAACCUCCCCCACUUGGAGUUUUUUCUGUUUGGGACUCAUUUUGUUCUAGUUUUGAAUUUUGGGUUCUUGUUAGCUUUGAUCUAUGCUAUGUUUUACGUCUGUUUGGAUGUGAAAGCUGGGUCCUUGGCUGCUCUGCUCUGUGCUAUUUGUUGGGUUGCUAGCAGUUUUAUUGCAAGUAGACUCGGGUUUUCACUAGCUUGGAAGGUUGUACUGGUGGCUCAGAUAUUAUGUUGGACUGUACAGUUUAUUGGCCAUGGGAUCUUCGAGGGACGAGCACCGGCUCUUUUGGAUAACCUUGUUCAAGCCUUUAUAAUGGCUCCCUUCUUUGUGCUGCUAGAGGCUCUUCAGACCUUCUUUGGUUAUGAGCCAUACUCAGGUUUUCACACAACAGUGCAAGCAAAGAUAGAAGCUGAAAUCAAUGAAUGGCAAGACCAGAAGCAGAAAUUAAUUUCUUAGUUUCUGCUGUUUGUCUUUAUCAAGAUCAGGUUUCACUAUAGUUCCAGUGAAUAUAAAUAAGCGAACUAUAAAUACUCCAUGUGUAUAAUAUCCACAAUGUGAUUUAUUAGCAUUAGAUCAGAUUACUUCAUGAUUUUAUCUUUAUGGAACAACUUCAGAAUUAAGCUGAAGAAAGAAUUUAUAGCUAUUUUCUGAACA
Messenger RNA from Quercus lobata, 1041 nucleotides. RefSeq lists its product as uncharacterized. The transcript has 4 exons. Gene Ontology annotation, biological process: sphingoid catabolic process. Gene Ontology annotation, cellular component: endoplasmic reticulum. Bases 238 to 843 code for a protein of 201 amino acids. Lineage: Eukaryota; Viridiplantae; Streptophyta; Magnoliopsida; Fagales; Fagaceae. The record is from RefSeq and is a predicted model, not a curated record.